AUGUCCCUCGUCGUCGCGCGCGCGUCGACGCGCGCGCCGACGCGCGCCGGCGCGUCCGCGCGUCCGUCCCAUCCGUCCCGCUCGAGGUUUCCCGCUCGAGGUUUGUCCCCAGUCUGUCGAAGCUCGGCGAGCGGAGACGGCGUCCCCGACCCGAUCAGCGCGCGCGAGAAAGCCGACGCCGCGCGCAAAGCCCUGCAGGGCGCGCUCGGGAACAAGCGCGACGUCCUGAGCAAGUUCGACGGCGGAGGAAAGGGCGGCGGGCCGCUGGACUGGUUCUUCGGCGGCGGCGGCGGCGACGACGACGGCGAAAACGCGCAAGCGCGAAAAAUCGCCAACUGGGUCUUCCUCGCCUUCGUGGUGCUUUUGUUGUUCAAACCAGUCACCGCGGUGAUCGUGAAUGCGGUGUAUUACGCGUUCGGGUGGCGCACGGGACGAGAGGCGCCGACGGAGGCGGAGCUCGCGGCGAUGAACGCGCCCGCGGACGCGAGCGUGAUAUCAAAGUACGCCGCCGAUGACGACGACGACGACGACGACGACGACGACGACGACGCGUAG
Molecule: messenger RNA, 555 nt
Organism: Ostreococcus lucimarinus CCE9901
Lineage: Eukaryota; Viridiplantae; Chlorophyta; Mamiellophyceae; Mamiellales; Bathycoccaceae
Exons: 1
Coding region: 1-555 (184 amino acids)
Source: RefSeq, a predicted model, not a curated record